AUGGCUCCCACAGGUGUCAACCAGCCCUCUCACCCUUGUAUUUAUGGGGAGUUUGUUUCUUCGUACGCAGAGAGGAAGUCACGCUUUAUGAAAUGGCUCAGUAAACUUUUCAGGAGCGGGCCCGGUCGAGGAAACGCAGCUGGUAGUAAUCAUCAUCCGCAGCUAAUUGGCGACGAAAGCAUGAUUUGGCGGGCGCCACCUGGAUCCUUGGAUGACCGCUCUAGAGCACAGAAGGAGAAAGAGGAAUUAGACCAUGCAAUUGGACUGUCUCUGGCUGAAGAUUUGAAGAGACGAAGUGGAUAUAGAUGGCAGGCAGAGAGAGAUGAAGAGCUUGCUAGGUCACUUCAGGACAGUUCGAAUCCGGCUUUAUAUCCUCCUUAUGCCCCAGCUCCUGCACCGUAUUAUUCCUAUGGACAAACACAAAGAAUAUGUGGCGGUUGUAAACACGAUAUACGCUUUGGCAACUAUCUGGGAUGCAUGGGAACUUAUUUUCAUCCCCAAUGCUUCUGUUGUCAUUCUUGUGGUCGCCCGAUAGUUGAGAAUGAGUUUUCUUUGUCAGGGAGGGAUCCAUAUCACAAGUCAUGUUUUAAAGAGCUGGCCCAUCCCAAGUGUGAAGUUUGUCAUCAAUUUAUUCCAACAAAUCGAGCUGGUUUGAUCGAGUAUAGAUGCCAUCCAUUUUGGUCACAAAAAUACUGUCCAUCACAUGAACAUGAUAACACAGCUCGUUGCUGUAGUUGUGAACGUUUAGAGUCUUGGGAUGCAAGAUACGUAUCGUUGGGAGACGGACGGAGUUUAUGCUUUGAGUGUAUGGAAUCUGCAAUCAUGGAUACCGGUGACUGUCAGCCCCUGUAUCAUGCCAUCAGAGAUUAUUACGAAGGAAUGAACAUGAGAUUGGAUCAGCAAAUUCCCAUGCUUCUGGUUGAAAGACAAGCACUUAAUGAAGCUAUUGUAGGAGAGAAGAGUGGCCUUCAUCACAUGCCCGAGACCAGGGGUUUAUGCCUUUCUGAAGAGCAGACCGUCACCAGUAUACUCAAAAGGCCAAAAUUUGGGAGGCAUCAACUGGUCGGAAUAAAAACCCAACCUCAGAAAUUGACUCGAAAAUGCGAAGUUACUGCCAUUCUUGUUCUCUAUGGUCUCCCAAGAUUACUAACAGGUGCUAUUCUUGCGCAUGAGUUGAUGCAUGGCUGGUUACGCCUCAAAGGCUACCGGACUCUUAAUCCGGAGGUAGAGGAGGGCAUCUGCCAGGUGCUUUCAUACAUGUGGCUUGAAUCAGAAGUAAUGCCAGGAUUUAGAAACAUGCCAUCUUCAUCUACAUCCACAUCAGCAGCUUCCUCUUCCUCUUCAUCAUCGUCAUCGAAAAAAGGAGGAAAGUCCAAAGUUGAACAUAAACUGGGUGAAUUUUUCAUGCACCAAAUUGCCAACGAUUCUUCCCCUGCAUAUGGAGGAGGGUUUAGAUCAGCUAAUGCAGCUGUCAACAAGUAUGGUUUACGUUGUACCUUGGACCACAUUCGUCUCACCGGAAACUUCCCAUUGUAA
This is a messenger RNA of Prunus armeniaca (apricot), 1536 nucleotides long. The record is from the annotation of a GenBank genome assembly. Lineage: Eukaryota; Viridiplantae; Streptophyta; Magnoliopsida; Rosales; Rosaceae.